AGCACAGCAAAGCCAUUGAAUCAUUGAAUGAGAGUUGCAUUCAAUUGAAGGCAAUAUCCAAAGCAAUCACUCAAUGAUUACAGCAUUCAGUGAACAUCUGCUCAUUUGAUCCAAUCGUUCAAUCAGUCGUUUGUCUCAACACUCAUUGGAUCCGUUAGACACCACAGACAUGGAGAAUAACCACAACGACAUCUCAGAGAGGAUAGUCAUGAGUCCUAUCAAGAAGGACAAGGAUUACACACUUCUUCGUAUGGAGAGAGUGAGGGCUCAAGACUUGGAUGGCGGCGAUGGCGCCAACAAACACAUCGCUGGCGGCACUCAUACGGGGCUUGUGAUCAACAAAUCCAUCGACGAGUCGAAACUCGAGUGUUCCACUCCUCCAGAGCUUUGUCUGACAUUCAAAGUAUUUCUCAUCAACACCGAGACUCAGACCCACAACCAGGAGAACCGAUCGCUGAGGUUCUGGUUUACCACAGAUGUGUCGGAAGCGCACAAAAUGGGUUUCGCGCAGCAGUUCUUCAGGGAUCUCAUCAAUCCGACGAACUUUCCCAGAGAUUACAUCGGAUUCAUAAUGAAGAUCAUGAAGUUAUUGCAGAUGAAGUACCCGAACAUCAGACAAAUCGAAGUGGAGCUCAAACUCGUGCAGCAAAUGUCGGAACCGCCCGCCCGUCCCACCUCUAAAAACGGUAUUUUAAUAAGCAUUGGAAAUGAAUGUUCGGAUGAUAAGUAUUACUACUUAAGAGACUUGCAGUCAACCCCAUUACCAUAUACUCAACGGUGCAAACCAUUGACAUAUAGUGAACCGGUGGCCCCAAAACCGAAUCUCGGAUCAGUGUCGAUCGACGAGAGCUUCUUAGGCUCCAUACCAGAGUUGAGUGAAGAGAGAGUACUGGAACUAAUCGAGUCAUCCUAUCCUAAUCCCAUCUCUUUGGCUGACAUCGCAAAUUCGACCCAAUCUACCGAAGAAGAGGUUCACUUCCAUAUACAGGAAUUAUUGUCCAAAAAUUUGAUCAAACCUUUAAGCGAAGGCCUGUUUACACGAGUCACUCAAAAUGAUACUGAAGUCAAGCUGGUUAGACAGAUGCCUAAGGUUGUCCGCUCAGAACAGCCUACUAUUGCCAUCAUUACUGCCCAAUACUGCGAAAAGUUAGCCGUCGAUGCUAUGAUUGAUAAUAAGGACACUUAUGUCAGAUAUAAGACUGAAGGAGAAUCAAAUGUCUAUACAUUGGGUAACAUUGGAUGCCAUCGAGUAGUGUCCACUAAAUUACCGGCUGUCGGACACUCGAGGGCUGCAAUGAUUGCGGCCGGGAAUACCACAACAAGACUUCUUGGAACGUUUCAAUGCGUGGAAUAUGUAUUUCUGGUGGGAAUCGGUGGAGGAGUUCCUCAUUACACAGAUUUUCAACGACACGUGCGAUUGGGCGACGUUGUGGUGUCGUGUCCUCCCAAUCUAUUAGACGGAGACUCACGACAGAAGGAAUUUGUUUACAUUCACUGCGAAAGGAUGAAGAACUCACCCGAAGAACGGCUCAAUUCUCCCAAUUUAUCAAAAGAUGCCAAUUGUAUCGAAAAUUUUAAUUUUCGUUUUUGGUGUCCACCGAGUCUUGAAUUGCAAACAAUUGCUAAAGAGAUUUAUGAAAAGGGAAACCAAACGAAUGACAGAGUUUGGGAACACUAUCUCCAGGAAGGGGUUGAUAUGUUGCGUGAAUCUGAGCCUGAUUUUGUCCGACCCGACCCGCAAACUGAUAAACUUUAUAUGUCUAUCGGCACUAAAGAUGUCAUAGAAAUGGCACAUCCCUGUCCUCCUAAUGACACAUACGAUCCCAGAAGUAAUGGGUUCCCAAAGAUUCAUUUUGGAGCCAUUGGUUCGGGACGUAUGGCAGUGAAAGAUGAACAGAUCAGACAAGAUAUUGCAUCGAAAUACGGUGUAAUGGCUUUUGACUCGGAAUUUGAUUCAGUCGUUGAAUCUGUUUUCGGUAACCGAAAAGACAAAUAUAUAUUUUUGCGCGGAAUCGCUGACUAUAAAGACGGCACCCGUAAGAAGGAAUGGCAGCCUUACGCCGCCCUUUCCGCCGCCGCUUAUAUGAAAGCCAUUCUCUGCGCUCUAAGUCCUUUCGAAGACAAUUAAGUUUUGCCCCAAUUUUUGUUAAUUUUUUACUCGAUAUUUUAAUUGCGAUUUUUGUCCAAACUUUAUAUCAUUUGAAACGAUUUAAUAUCAUUUGAUACCAUAUUUAUGACAUCUUUUAAAUAUAGCAAACUUUAUGAAAGUUUUCUAUUAUUUAAUUCUGUAGCUAUUCUCACAUCAAAUCCUCUACGUGAU
Oppiella nova is the source of this 2320-nucleotide messenger RNA. NCBI's taxonomy places the organism in Eukaryota, Metazoa, Arthropoda, Arachnida, Sarcoptiformes, Oppiidae. The record is from the annotation of a GenBank genome assembly.